AUGCCUAAGAGAUCUAAUAAUUCAACUCAAUCAUCACCAUCCAAUAAGAAAACCCACAUUUUAAAUCAAUACGAAUCAAAUUUAAUUGAAACUUGGGUUCAAUGUGGUGAAUGUGCAACUACUAUUGGUUCAAUAGUAACUGCUAUUAAAUCAUUUGAAAAUGCAGUAAAUAGAGAUCCAUCAAAUAUAACAGCACUUAUUGGAUUAUCAUCAAGCUUAAGAUUAAAUGAUAUAAAUUUAAAUGAAACAAUUGGAUCUCAAUCAUCAAUUGAAAGAUUGAAUAAAUCUUUAAUUGAAUUUCCUCAACAAUUAUCAAAAUCACAUUUAAUUUUUAAAGAAUUGAGUGAAUGCUAUUUAUUAAUAGGUUUAAAUGGUCAAGCUCAUCAACUGAUUCAAAUGGCAAUUCAAUUACAACCACAAGAUCCAAGUUUAUGGUUAUUAAGUGCACAAACAUUAAUUAGAAUUGGAGCAAAAAACCAUGCUGCCAAUAGUUUAACUCAUUGUUUAUCAUUAUUACCAGAAUCUAAGAAAAAUUUUAAUACACAAGAUAUUGAAACUGCAAGAGCUGCUCAUGCAGAAUUAGCAGCUAUAGCAGCAGCCGAUGGAAAUAUAAAUAUACUGAUAAAGGAGCUUUCAGCUACAUUAAGUUUGAAAGCUCCACCUUUAGCUCGUGUUGAAGAGCAUAUUGCACUAUGGUGUGCAUUAUCAACUGCAAAAGAAAGAGCAAAUGAUAUAGAAGGUGCUAUACAAGCUUGUGAAGAUGCUGAAUUAGCAGUUGGUAAAUCAGAUCGAAUUAUAAUGACUCAUGCAUAUUUAUUAUUAUUAAUGGAUCCUUUGAAAAACUCAAAUUAUGCAAUCAAAUUACUCGAAAAGAUUAUAGAUUUGUUUGAUGAAAAUAUAAAUAAUAAUAAUAAUCAAGAUUUUUUACCAUGGUAUUUAUUAGGAAGAGCUUAUUCAUUCAUCGAUCAACCUAGAUUAGCUUAUAAUUCAUAUCAAGUUGCUUUAAGAUGUGCACCAAAUUCUCCAAUUACGUGGUUAGCAGUUGGAAAAUUAUAUCUUGAGUUGAAACAAUUACCUGAUGCUUUAGCUGCUUAUUCACAAGCUUUAAGAUUACAAAUGGAUGAUGGAUCUCCAGGUGUAGCUACUGCUUGGGAUGGUUUAUCUUGUGUUUAUGAAAGAUGUGAAGAUCAUUUAUUAGAUGCUUCAGAUGCUUGUCAAAGAGCAAGUUCAUGUUUCAAAGUCAUUGGUGAUAUUAAAAAUUCAAAUUUUUUUGAAAAUAGAUCAAAUGUCUUGAUUAAAGCUUCAAAAAACGAAAGUUUGAAACCGCCAUUAAAAAAUCCACCAGAUGUUCCUAGUUUUUUAUUAAGAGAUUUAGUUGCAUUGGCUCCAAGUGAAAGAAUAAAUUAUACUCAAUCACAACAAAAGCAACAACAACAAGUUCAACAACUUCAACAACAACAAAUACCACCUCAACAAAUUCAGCAGCAACAUUCUCAACCUAUUCCAUCUGAACAACAAACUCCAUUACAACAAAAUACGUCAAGAAAUAGUCCACAAAUUUCAAUGAUUAAUAAUUCACAUCAUCAAACUCCUCAGCAACCACCUCAACAAGCACAAUUUCAACCACAACCACCACCACAAAUUCAAGCACUUCAACCACCACAACAAUAUAAUUAUCCACCAUUUGCAAAAAGUAAUCCUCCUCCACCACCACCUCAAUUACCAACACCUCAAUUUCAACAACAAGCUCAAAGUCAACCUCAAUGGUCACCACAACAAAGUCAACAACAACCGCCGUUACCUCCUCCUCCACCACCUCAUCAACAACCACAACAAUUUUAUUAUCAUCCAGUUCCAAUUCCAGCACCCCCUCCACUUCAACAACAUCAAAAUUCACCACCUCAACCAUCUAAUGGUUCUAGUCUCAAUUCUUCAUCAAAUUCAAUGGCAGUUCCAACAGGUCCUCCUCAGUAUUCAUAUGGUCAAUAUAUUCCAACUCCUGGAGGAGUUCAAAAUAAUUACUCAUCACCAACUUGGAGAAGGUAA
Molecule: messenger RNA, 2046 nt
Organism: Insectozyma verbasci
Lineage: Eukaryota; Fungi; Ascomycota; Pichiomycetes; Serinales; Debaryomycetaceae
Source: the annotation of a GenBank genome assembly